AUGGCACGACCAAAGACCAAGAAAGCUCAGAAGACUAUCAACGACUCAGAUCCCCUGCCCACAGCUCCAACUGAGUCUGAACUUCCAAGGUUCCCUCUCAACCGUAUGCCGGUGGAACUAGUUCACAUGAUCUUUAGCUACCUCACACCGACUCAAGUAGCUAGUAUACGAUUUAUGAGCAAGAUGCUCGCUGCAAUCGGCCUCGAGUACAUCGCUACAACGGUCACACUCACACUCAAAGAGGACAGCUUCGACCGACUACUGGAGAUAGCUUACCAUCCUGUCAUCAACAAGUUUGUGCACAGCCUGCAUUACGAGCACGACUUCUUUACGGAUUUAGAACGAACAGAAUGGGAGCGUAACAUCAAAACGCCAGAAUUUAUGGCCGUUCGAAAACGGUGUUCCGGCAUUCCAGUUCCCACCUUCAAUGCUAGCCAACGGGCCUGGCGAGCUUAUCAUCGCGGGCGUGGUGCUCUCAAAGCUUGUAACACGUACGGCAAAAAACGACUAGAUCAGGCUUUCUCGACCUAUCAAAACUAUUGCGCAGAACAGGACCGCGCUUGGCGAUCGGACUUUUUUUCCAGCAAAUUGACAGAUGCACUUCAGCAUCUUCCAAACUUGAGAACAAUCUACAUGCCAAAGCACGGCAAUUAUUCCCGCUAUCAAAAAGAAAUUGCCCAACUUCUCAAUGGCGCCUUUUACGAUCAGCCAUCCAUUGAAUCGGAUAGUGUUGCUGUUACUCGCUCACUACUGCUUGCGGUGGAUGAAGCCAUUCACGGAGGUCAAAACGUGAACACUCAAGCCGGCAGCGCUGGUAGUGAACCUGCUCGGAAGGCAAGUAGCCGGGAUUCACGCAAUGCCAAUUACAACGCUCCGACAGCCAGCAACCAGGUCAGUGCUAGUCUAGGUGGCAGGACACCGAAUGGCGGCUAUCUACGAGGAAAUGAUUCAGAAGGCAGCAACCAGCGUGUUCUUCGAGUCGGUAACUUUAUCUCUGGGUCCUUCAAUUGGAGACUCCUCUUGGAGGGCGAUAAGGUCUUUGUAGCCAUGAAGAGAAGCAUAUCUCACCUCACCAAACUCGGCAUACAUCUUCUCGACGAUUGUUGGAUCAAAGAGACCAGGCCACAUUUCGCAUCCCCAAGCGACAUGGAAGCUCAAAGACAAUGUUUGAUCAAAGGACGUUUCCCCGAAUUUAUGAAUUCGGCGCCUGGUCUCGAAGGGCUAAGCCUCUCCAUCGGUCCAAACAAUUUUUGCCGUCUAAUGGUUGUCGUCGGCUUGUGCCACUGGCCUUUUUUGAAGACGGUUCGCUUUCAAGGUUUCAGAGUCGGUAUUCAUAGCCUAGAGGGAUUCUGUUCGAGACACUCUUCCACGCUUUCCAACCUCUCACUAGGGGAUCUUGAAGUGGAUGAAUCAUCGUCACAUCCAGGAAAAGCCUCUUCCUACACAGUGUUUACCACGAUUCGUGAGACCACGAAGCUAAAAGAAGCCAGCGUGUAUGGGGUCUUCGAUCUAAUAUCGCAGCUCUGGAACAUGGAUGACCAUAGAGAUGUCCGUCGCGCAAGUGGGACGCUGAUCGGACGAUACCUCGUGGGUGAAGGGGGCGAUAGCAGCCUCGAGGAUUACUUGAAGGAGGAGCGCUCAAGGAUUGCCGAGCAGGAAGGGGAAUCUUUAGUCAGCGACAUCGACGCAUCACAUAUGAACGUGUGGACAAGUGAGAGUGAGGAUUCUUUGAGCGAAAGCGACGACUACGUAGGAACGGGAGCUCGAUUAUGGCCAUGA
Messenger RNA from Letharia lupina, 1779 nucleotides. RefSeq lists its product as uncharacterized. NCBI's taxonomy places the organism in Eukaryota, Fungi, Ascomycota, Lecanoromycetes, Lecanorales, Parmeliaceae. The record is from RefSeq and is a predicted model, not a curated record. Bases 1 to 1779 code for a protein of 592 amino acids. The transcript is spliced from 2 exons. Gene Ontology annotation, molecular function: protein binding.